This is a messenger RNA of Carlito syrichta (Philippine tarsier), 2728 nucleotides long. It is a transcript of the gene ADAMTSL4, whose product is annotated as ADAMTS like 4. Gene Ontology annotation, biological process: extracellular matrix organization. The transcript is spliced from 13 exons. The record is from RefSeq and is a predicted model, not a curated record. Lineage: Eukaryota; Metazoa; Chordata; Mammalia; Primates; Tarsiidae. Gene Ontology annotation, cellular component: extracellular matrix. Gene Ontology annotation, molecular function: metalloendopeptidase activity. The coding region runs from base 83 to 2680 and encodes 865 amino acids.
UGCAGCCCUCCAGCCUAGAUGCCCGAGUAGAGUUUGCCACCGGUCCCCUCCUCCCUCGCCCUGGGGCAAUCGAGGGAGAAGCAUGGAGAAGUGGGCGGGCAGGCCCUGGCUGUGUGUGAUGCUACUCCUGUCCCUCCCUCAGCUCUGCCGGGAUCAGGAGGUGCUGUCCGGACACUCUCUUUCGGCACCCCCAGAGGAGGGCCAGGGCCCUGAGGGUGUCUGGGGACCUUGGGACCAGUGGGCCUCUUGCUCCCAGCCCUGUGGGGUGGGUGUGCAGCGCCGGAGCCGGACCUGUCAGCUCCCUACAGCUCACCUCCACCCGAGCCUGCCCCUGCCUCCCCGGCCCCCAAGACAUCCAGAAGCCCUUCUCCCCCUCCCCCGGGCUCAGGGCCCCAGGCCCCAGACUCCCCGAGAAACCCUCCCCCUGUACAGGCCACAGUCUCGGGGAAGGGGUGGCCCACAUCGGGGUCCUGCCUCGCAGCUCGGGAGAGAGGAGAUGCAGGAGACCAGGAGGCCCCGGGUUCGAGACCCCAUCAAGCCUGGAAUGUUCGGCUACGGGCGCGUGCCCUUUGCACUGCCACUGCAUCGGAACCGCAGGCAUCCCCGGAGGCCGCCCAGAUCUGAGCUGGCACAGAGCCUUCCUGGAGGGGAAGAGCCCCUUCCGUCCCCGACUCCGAGAGCAGAGCCAGCCUCUGCAAAGAACAGCCCCCAAACUCAGCUCCCUCCGACACAACUGUCUGCCCACACCCCAUUGCCCCCAGCAGAAGCCCUAAACCCUGAAGCUGCUCAGACAGAGCCGCCCCCCAGGACCAGGCCUGCCCCCUCACAGCCCCAGCCCAGAGCCCAGGCCUCUGGCACAGAGCCCCUCUCGCCCACCUCAUCCUUAGGAGAAGGUGUCCCCUUCCUGGUGUCCCCUCAGCCGAGAAUGCCCAGUUCCCAGGGUUGGGUCAGUCCCCAGGCAGGAGGGAGACGCCCUGACCCUCUCCCUUCUGUCCCUCGGGGCCGAGGCCAGCAGAACCAGGGGCCCUGGAGACCCGGGGGGAUUCUUCACGGGUCCCGCGUGGAGUCUGCCCCCCAUCACCCAGAUGGCUGGCUGCCUCUGCUGAGCACCGGCCCCCACGCCAGCCCCCUCUGGAGCCUCUUUGCUCCCAGCAGCCCGGUCCCAAAAUGUCCUGGGGAGAGAGAGCAGCUGAGAGCCUGCAGCCACGCGCCCUGCCCCCCUGAGCAGCCGGAUCCCCGGGCCCUGCAGUGUGCGGCCUUUGACUCCCAGGAAUUCAUGGGCCAACUGUACCAGUGGGAGCCCUUCACGGAAGUUCAGGGCUCCCAACGCUGUGAACUGAACUGCCGUCCCCGUGGCUUCCGUUUCUAUGUUCGCCACACCGAAAAGGUCCAGGAUGGGACCCUGUGUCAGCCCGGAGCCCCUGACAUCUGUGUGGCCGGACGCUGUCUGAGCCCCGGCUGUGAUGGGAUCCUUGGCUCUGGCAGGCGUCCGGAUGGCUGUGGCGUCUGUGGGGGUGAUGAUUCCACCUGUCGCCUUGUUUCGGGGAACCUCACGGACCGAGGGGGCCCUCUGGGCUACCAGAAGAUCCUGUGGAUUCCUGCGGGGGCCUCGCGGCUCCAGAUUGCCCAGCUGCGGCCCAGCUCCAACUACUUGGCGCUUCGAGGCCCUGGGGGCCGGUCCAUCAUCAACGGGAACUGGGCUGUGGACCCCCCUGGGUCCUACACGGCCGGCGGGACCAUCUUCCGAUAUGACCGUCCUCCCCGGGAGGAGGGCAAGGGGGAGAGCCUGUCAGCCGAAGGGCCCACGACGCAGCCUGUGGAUGUCUACAUGAUCUUUCAGGAGGAAAACCCAGGCGUCUUUUAUCAGUAUGUCAUCUCUUCACCUCCUCCAGCCCUUGAGAGCCCCAGCCCAGAGCCGCCGCGCCCCCAGCUUCAGCCUGAGAUUCUGAGGGUGGAGCCUCCGCCUGCGUCCCUGCCCCGCCCAGCCCGGACACCCGGCACCCUCCAGCGGCAGGUUCGGAUCCCCCAGAUGCCUGCCCCACCCCAUCCCAGGACACCCCUGGGGGCUCCGGCUGGAUACUGGAAACGCGUGGGACACUCCGAGUGCUCGGCGUCCUGUGGGAAAGGUGUCUGGCGCCCCGUUUUCCUCUGCGUUUCUCGUGAGUCGGGAGAGGAACUAGAUGAACGUGGCUGUGCUGGGGGCGCCAGGCCUCCCGCCUCCCCUGAGCCCUGCCACGGUCCCCCGUGCCCCCCAUACUGGGAGGCUGGUGAGUGGACGUCCUGCAGCCGCUCCUGCGGCCCCGGCACCCAGCACCGUCAGCUGCACUGUCGCCAAGAAUUCGGGGGCGGUGGCUCCUCUGUGCCCCCAGAGCGCUGCGGACAUCUCCCCCGGCCCAACGUCACUCAAACUUGCCAGCUGCGCCUUUGUGGCCACUGGGAGGUCGGCUCCCCCUGGAGCCAGUGCUCCGUGAGGUGCGGGCGUGGCCAGAGGAGCCGGCAAGUUCGCUGUGUCGGGAACAACGGCGACGAAGUGGGCCAGCAGGAGUGCACCUCAGGCCCCCCGCGGCCCCCCAGCAGAGAGGCCUGUGACAUGGGGCCCUGUACCACCGCCUGGUUCCACAGCGACUGGAGCUCCAAGGUGGGCCCCGCACCCCCGAGCCAAGUCCCUUGUCCCUGGUGACCACCCCAGGACACCCUGUCAAUCUUCCCAACACAGCUCAAUACAGUU